This is a messenger RNA of Kwoniella shivajii, 477 nucleotides long. RefSeq lists its product as uncharacterized. NCBI's taxonomy places the organism in Eukaryota, Fungi, Basidiomycota, Tremellomycetes, Tremellales, Cryptococcaceae. The coding region runs from base 1 to 477 and encodes 158 amino acids. The transcript has 3 exons. The record is from RefSeq and is a predicted model, not a curated record.
AUGUUCAUUUCAGCUUUGACUGUUGUUGGAUUUCUCGCCAUCGGAUGCUACGCUGCUGAUGGUGAUCGACCUGCGACUGGACCUGUAUCAGAGCUCCAGUUGACCUUCGCCGAAGGAACAGCUUGGGUGGACUCUUCAGGAGUAGCCACGAAAGGAGGGGAUAAUGGCGAUGUCCCCGUUACUCGAGAUUUCUCUUGGACUCAAGAUGGCGUAGACCUUCACAUCAAGGACGAUUUCAAGAUUAAGAUUUACGUAGGGAAUAACGGCGACCCAUUCAAUUUAGAUUGUCACGCUCAAGGCAAAAAGGUAUCAGCUGAUUCCAAAGCCGCCUAUACCCUUCAUCCUGGAGAAACAACCAAGGGACAGUAUAUAGGAGGGAGCAAAUCUGAUAUAGCAAGAGUAUGGUGCGAUGGUGGUGACGGUUUACCAUUGAUUGAUUCUCUAUCUGGUAUUGUCGAGCAGGGUAAGCCGAUGUAA